Striga asiatica is the source of this 492-nucleotide messenger RNA. Lineage: Eukaryota; Viridiplantae; Streptophyta; Magnoliopsida; Lamiales; Orobanchaceae. The record is from the annotation of a GenBank genome assembly.
AUGAGGGGGAGAUUUAGCAACAUCAAAAUCACCUUCUCCGGUCGGCUUCCGGACAAAGACGUCAUUGUCGAUUCCAGCCAAAAGCCGGACGGAUUUAGCCGCCGCACCAUCACCUUCUUCAUCUCCAUCGUCGGCGCCGGCGUACUUGGCCUCCCGUACACUUUCAUGCGCACCGGAUGUCUGACCAGCCUCGUCACCGUCUUCCUCGUCGCUGCCCUCACCUAUCACUGCAUGAUAUUCCUCAUCCACACCCGUCGCAAGCUCGAGGACUCCGCCGCCUGCGCCUUCCCAAAGAUCUCAUCUUUCGGAGAUCUAGGGUUGGCCGUCUGUGAGCCCAUCGCCAAGUUCGUCGUCGAUGCACUGAUCGUCCUCUUUCAAGCCGGAUUCUGCAUCGGCAUACCUCACCUUCAAAAUUGGAGAUUUUUUAGGAAAAUUGGGAUUGGGGGAUUGGUGGGAUGUGGCGUAGGCGUUUGGGAUUUCCGGUGUCCAUGA